AUGAACAUCAAUCAGCCCCUCUCCGGGCGAGGCCUGGCUAUCCCUUUCACCAAGGCCGCCAACCCCAACGCUGAUCUCAAUGAUGGAGACCUUCGUCUGCCAUUCAUCAGUCGCAUUCCGGACAAUAUUAGAAACCAUUUCAUUGCAAUGUGUGGUGAAUUUGUUGGAACUGUACUGUUCCUCUAUUUUGCGCUGUCGGGAGCACAGGUAGCAAACAGCGUCAACACGUCCAGCGGUCAGUCUAUUGCAGAGACCGGUAGCAACCCCCAACAGUUGCAGUACAUUGCCUUGAGUUUUGGUUUCUCAUUGGCUGUUAAUGCUUGGGUUUUCUUCCGCAUCAGUGGUGGACUUUUCAACCCUGCCGUCACUUUCGGUAUGUGUCUGAUCGGAGCCCUGCCCUGGGUGCGUGGUGGCCUGUUGUUCGUUACUCAGAUUCUCGGUGGUCUGGCUGCUGCCGCUUUGGUGUCUUGCAUGUUCCCCGGUGAACUCAACGUCCGCACAACCCUUGGUGGAGGCACUACUAUCGUCCAAGGUUUGUUCAUCGAGAUGAUCUUGACUGCUCAGCUUGUCUUCACCAUCUUCAUGCUGGCUGCUGAGAAGCACAAGGGUACCUUCAUCGCUCCUGUUGGAAUUGGUCUUUCGCUCUUCAUUGCAGAGCUUACCGGAGUAUUCUUCACUGGCGGCAGUCUCAAUCCUGCCAGAUCAUUUGGCCCUGCUGUCGUCAACCGUGAAUUCUCAGGAUACCACUGGAUCUACUGGGUUGGUCCCGUCCUCGGAUCCAUCGUCGCAGCUGGCUUCUACAAGUUUAUCAAGAUUCUGGAAUACGAGACUGCCAACCCUGGACAAGACAUGGAUCACGCAGCCAAGGUCGAGAAGAGAAAGAACCUUCUUAUCGCCGCCGGUAUCAACGAGGUCGAUGCUCAUCACGUCGCCAACGAACUGCAGGAAAAUCAGACUGUCACCGAGAAGGGUGGGCCCGACGGCACCGUCGUUGCCAACGGUCAAGGCCGUCGCGGCUCUGGUCAAGACACCGCCAUGUACGGCACCGGCUUCCGUGCCAACUCACAUCAAACCAGACCAUCUACCAGUUCUGGCGAUACUGCUGUGGUCCAAAGACCUUCAGCUGUCACCACUGGCAGCCAACUUGGCCGCUUCAGCUAUCUGGGCCGCGCAGGUGUCCAACAACCUAGAAUGAACAGCAUCAUCAACGAGUCAAGAGUUGACAGCCCCGGUAUGACGACGAAUGAGGAGCUCUAUGCUCCUCUCGCCGCCGGCGGUGAUGAACCACUUGGCGGCAUGGUCGCAGACCACGAUCCCAGAUACCGUUACUCGAGAACCAUCAGCAGUGGUGUCUGA
Messenger RNA from Aureobasidium subglaciale EXF-2481, 1356 nucleotides. RefSeq lists its product as uncharacterized. The coding region runs from base 1 to 1356 and encodes 451 amino acids. Gene Ontology annotation, biological process: transmembrane transport. Lineage: Eukaryota; Fungi; Ascomycota; Dothideomycetes; Dothideales; Saccotheciaceae. The transcript is spliced from 4 exons. Gene Ontology annotation, molecular function: water channel activity. Gene Ontology annotation, cellular component: plasma membrane. The record is from RefSeq and is a predicted model, not a curated record.